Molecule: messenger RNA, 5599 nt
Organism: Pungitius pungitius (ninespine stickleback)
Lineage: Eukaryota; Metazoa; Chordata; Actinopteri; Perciformes; Gasterosteidae
Gene: agla
Product: amylo-alpha-1, 6-glucosidase, 4-alpha-glucanotransferase a
Exons: 35
Coding region: 164-4783 (1539 amino acids)
Biological process (GO): glycogen catabolic process; glycogen biosynthetic process
Molecular function (GO): 4-alpha-glucanotransferase activity; amylo-alpha-1,6-glucosidase activity
Source: RefSeq, a predicted model, not a curated record
GCAGACCACGCCCCCUCGCAGACCACGCCCCCUCGGUUCACUCACUGUCCAUACAAGACAGACAGAGCUGUCCCACUCCAAGCUGUCCUCCUGUAGCUGUGACCCAACCAAGACACAACCGCUCAGGAGGCCUGGGAUCAUUCACUUGGAAGAUCUUCCCAGCAUGUUGCCACAGCACCUGAAGCAGAUCAGAGUCCUGAUGCUCAACGACAAGGAGAACUCCGAGAGGACCUUGUUCCGACUGGAACAAGGGUUUGAGCUCCAGUUCCGCCUGGGUCCAACCCUUCAGGGGAGGAGGGUUGUGGUCCACACCAACUACCCGCUGGAAGGACAGCCGUUCAAACGGACCUCCUUCCGUGUCCUGGACUGGGCUUUCCCAACAGGAGGGGACGAUGACUCUGAUAAGUUCUGCACUCUGGACCUCAAGAUCGCCGGGUCCUACCAGUACUACUUUGGAUAUGGUUCCCACAGGGACACGGAGAGGUCAGGAGGAGGGUACAUCGUAGUCGACCCAGUCCUUCACAUUGGAGCAGACAAUCACAUCCUCCCAUUAGACUGCAUCACCAUCCAGACUUACCUGUCCAAAUGUCUGGGGCACCUUGAUGACUGGUCGGACCGACUGAGAGUAGCCAAGGAGUCAGGGUACAACAUGAUCCACUUCACGCCUCUGCAAACUCUGGGAGAGUCCAGGUCCUGUUACUCUCUGGCAGAUCAGCUGACCUUUAACCCGGAGUUCGGUUCUGAGAGUCGGAGCUACAGCUGGGAAGAUGUGGGGGCUCUGGUGACCAAGUUAAACAAAGAAUGGAACAUGCUGUGUAUUACAGAUGUGGUUUAUAAUCAUACUGCUGCUAACAGUGUGUGGAUCAAAGAACAUCCCGAGUGUGGCUACAACCUGGUGAACUCUCCUCACCUGAGACCAGCCUGGGUCUUGGAUAGAGCCAUCUGGCAUUUAACCACCAGAGUAGCCCAGGGACGCUACGUGGCUAAGGGACUUCCAGCUGAGAUUACCCAUGAGCGCCACCUGAACGCCAUCCGCAGUGUGCUGUGGCAGGACGUGUACCCUCAGAUCAGGCUGUGGGAGUUCUACCAGCUCAAAGUGGACCACAUUGUGGAUCAGUUCAGAAUCCUACUACUCAAUGGCUCCAAGCCGGACCACAACAGGACUGGGAGGAAGCAGAGCCUGAGGACCAUUCAGGACCCAAACUACCAUCGUUUUGGCAACACAGUGGACAUGGACUCUGCUCUGGAGACCUUUGUACCACACAGCUCCUCCCCACAGCACAUGGAGGAGUGCUGUGGUUGGCUGAGACAGAAAUUGAACGAGCUGAAUGAAGAACAGUACAACAUAAUGCGGCAGCAUCAGGAGCAGGCUGCCAACUGUGUUGUGGGAAACGUAGUGUACGAGCGCCUGGCAGAGCACGGCCCCAAGCUUGGUCCCGUGAGCGCAGAACAUCCUCUAGUUACCAGGUACUUCACCUUCCCCUAUGAGGACAUGACCCUGGAGCAGGAGAUGCAGCUGCUGGACCAGCCAGACAAGACGUGUCAUUUGCUGGCUCACAACGGUUGGGUGAUGGGAGACGAUCCGCUACGCAACUUUGCUGAACCAGGCUCCCAUGUGUAUGUGCGUCGGGAGCUGGUCUGCUGGGGGGACAGCGUCAAGCUCCGCUACGGCAGAGGGCCUGAGGACUGCCCGUACCUGUGGGCCCACAUGCAGAAAUACACGGAAAUCACUGCCACAUAUUUCCAUGGAGUCAGAUUGGACAACUGCCACUCUACCCCACUGCAUGUGGCUGAGUACAUGCUGGACGUGGCCCGAGCGGUUUGUCCUAACCUGUAUGUCGUGGCUGAACUGUUCACCGGCAGUGAGGACUUGGAUAACGUCUUCGUGACCCAGCUAGGGAUCACUUCGCUCAUACGAGAGGCCAUGUCAGCUGGUGACAGCCACGAGGAGGGCCGGCUGGUCCAUCGUUACGGAGGCGAGCCCGUCGGAGCUUUUGUUCAGCCCAGUCUCCGCCCCCUGAUGCCUGCCAUCGCCCACGCCAUGUUUCUGGAUGUAACCCAUGACAACGAGUGUCCCAUACAGCUGCGUUCAGCACUGGACUCCCUCCCCAGCUCUGCCAUGGUGUCCAUGGCCUGCUGUGCCACUGGUUCCACCCGAGGAUAUGAUGAGCUAGUGCCACAUCAGAUCUCUGUGGUGAAGGAGGAGCGUUUCUACCCCAAAUGGAACCCCUCCGCUCCGCCCACUUCCACUGACGAGGUUGGUUUUCAGACGGGCAUCAUAGCUGGAAAAUUGGCCCUCAACAAGCUGCACCAGGAACUGGCCUCGCAGGGAUUCCUACAGGUGUUUGUCGACCAGGUUGAUGCAGAUGUCGUCGCAGUGACUCGACACUGUCCCAGCACCCACCAGUCGGUGGUGGUGGUGUGCAGGACCGCCUUCCAGAACCCCAAAACCCACCAGUAUGACACCAAUGUCCCACCCAUGUUUAUACCUGGGAAGAUUGAGGAAGUGGUUCUGGAGGCCAGGACUGUGGAAAGGAUGGCAGGGAGUUAUAAGAAGGAUGACCACUACAUCAACGGCAUGCCAGAAUACACUGUGGACAUAAAGGAGCAUAUAUCGUUACAGGAGAGUAAAAUGGUGAAAAAAGCAGGUGAGACAUCCAAAGGUCCAUCAGAGUAUGUGCAGGAAAUCACCUUUCAAAAGUUGACACCUGGCAGCGUCAUUGCAUUCAGGGUUAGUUUGGACCCCAAGGCCCAGAAGUUGGCGGGGAUGCUGAGGUAUUACCUGACCCAGUUCAGCCCAAAGUACAGGAAAGGCAGUAUAGUAGAGGACAACCCCCCAGAAGCACUGCGGAAGCCCCUGGCACAGCUGAUGUCCAAGUUGACGUUAGCAGACUUGAACGUCCUGCUGUUUCGCUGUGACUCUGAAGAAGGGGAAGAUGGUGGAGGCUGUUACAGCAUCCCAGGAUGGGAGAGCCUCAAAUAUGCUGGACUGCAAGGUCUGAUGUCCGUGCUGGCUGAUAUCCGGCCCAACAAUGACCUGGGCCAUCCUGUGUGUGACAACCUGAGGCAGGGGGACUGGCUGAUGGACUUUGUGUCCAACAGACUGGUGCUCAGAGAGGGACCUCUAGCCCAGGUGGGUCAGUGGUUGGCAGCUAUGUUCACCUACUUGAAACACGUCCCACGCUACUUGAUUCCCUGCUACUUUGAUGCCAUCCUGGUGUCAACCUACACUACAGCCCUGGAUGCAGCGCACAAGCUCAUGUCCAGUUUCAUCCAGAAUGGCUCCAGCUUUGUGCGUUACCUGGCGCUGGGCUCAGUUCAGAUGUGUGGUGUUGGACGAUUGCCUGCCCUGCCUCCUCUUUCCACUCAGAUCCAGGACGUUCCCUAUCGUAUCAGUCCAAUCACUGGCCAGAAGGAGCAGUGCUGCGUCUCAUUGGCUGCAGGUCUUCCUCACUUCUCUUCUGGGAUCUUCCGUUGCUGGGGCAGAGACACCUUCAUCGCUCUCAGGGGGCUGCUGCUGCUCACUGGGAGGCACACCGAGGCUCGUAACAUCAUCCUGGCUUUCGCGGGAACGUUGCGUCACGGUUUGAUCCCCAACCUGCUGGGUGAGGGUCGCUGUGCGAGGUACAACUGCCGUGAUGCUGUGUGGUGGUGGCUGCAGUGCAUCCAGGACUAUGCUACCCACGUUCCUCAAGGGCAGGACAUCCUUCGCUGUCCUGUCACACGCAUGUACCCCACGGAUGACUGUGAACCCAUGACCCCUGGACAGGUGGAGCAGCCUCUCUAUGACGUCAUCCAGGAGGCUCUACAACGCCACCUAGAGGGAAUUUCCUUCAGAGAGAGAAAUGCUGGACCCCAAAUAGACAUGCACAUGAGAGAUGAAGGCUUCCACGUGGUCGCUAAGGUGGAUCCAGCCACAGGUUUCGUGACUGGAGGAAACCGCUUUAACUGCGGCACGUGGAUGGACAAAAUGGGAGAAAGUGACAGAGCAAAGAACAAAGGCAUGCCUGCUACUCCAAGAGAUGGAGCAGCAGUGGAAAUAGUUGGUCUGAGUAAGUCAGCUGUUCGUUGGGUGCUGGAGCUGCACGCCAAAGGGCUGUUCCCUUAUGAUGGAGCCAAAGUCCAGAGAGAGGCUAAAGAAGUCUUCAUCUCCUACUCCCAGUGGAACCAGCAGCUCCAGCAGUCUUUUGAGGCAGGUUACUGGGUGUCUGGAGACCCUCAGGAUCCCAAUGAAAAGCAUCCUGAUCUGGUGCAUAAAAAAGGCAUCUAUAAGGACAGCUACGGAGCCUCCAGCCCCUGGUGUGACUACCAGCUGAGACCCAACUUCACUAUUGCCAUGGUGGUGUCUCCAGAGCUGUUUACACCGGAGAGAGCCUGGGGCGCUCUUGACGUGGCUGAAAAGAAACUACUGGGACCACUGGGAAUGAAGACACUUGACCCAGAUGACAUGGUGUACUGUGGUGUCUAUGACAACGCUCUGGACAACAACAACUACAACCUGGCAAAAGGCUUCAACUAUCACCAAGGACCCGAGUGGCUGUGGCCGGUGGGCUACUUCCUGCGUGCUAAACUGUACUUUGCCAAGAAGCUGGGAGAAGAGACCUACGCUGCAACGGUUACCGCGGUGAAAAACAUUCUGUCACGGCAUUACACCCACCUGGAGAGGUCUCCAUGGAAGGGCCUCCCAGAGCUCACCAAUGAGAACGGCCAGUUCUGCCCGUUCAGCUGUGAGACCCAGGCCUGGUCCCUGGCCACCGUGCUAGAGGUCCUCUAUGACCUCUAGCUGCCCCCCUGACCUCAUGACUCCCCCACUGGUACACGAGUCUGUGGUUCGCUGUAAAGGUCACCUUGAACACGUUGCUGGCUUUUUAACCACGGUAUGAUUUAGGUAAAUAAUUCCUUGUGAUCCUUUCCUGCUCACAGGCCGUUCAUCUAAACGUUGCCCUGUGCACAGCCUGCCUUUUAGUCACCUCUGACCUCAUGUACCCUAAUGACAGUACUGCAGUCAUGCCCUCACACAGACAACAUGAGAAGUUUAAGCUGCUGAAUACAAAAUCCAAUGUCUACCUGAGCAGAGACAGAAGUGUGUGUUGUAACACGAGGCUGUACGUGCUCCCCUUGUGUUUCCAAGGCACCUUUUGUUCUUGAGCAAUCCCUCAGUCGUAGAUAUGCUGUGAAUUCAGCCCCUUUAAACAUGUAAUUGAACCUUAAUCUCCUUGUUGGUGGCCUAUUUGAGUUCACCUCUUUUACAGAUGACAUACAUGUAGCAUACUUGCAUCAUUUAGACCAGUAGCAGGUCCUGAGCUCAUGUGGUGAAAGUGUUCUUCCAUGUUCACUGCUGGUGAACUGACACAUCAACAAUGCCUGAUUGAGAUCACACACUGUAGGUGAUUGAUCAACUCAAAUCUUAACCAAAUUAACAUUUUCGUUUAAUGAAUUAAUUGAAUUAGUAGAAGAGGACAACACACAGUGAAGUAACACUGUGUGUAUUAAAGGAUCUAAUGAUAAAUAAUGGAAACCCUCCCACUGUGAGAAGCAUGUGUACCUGCCGUGUUGUUUGUGUAUUGUUCUGAAUAAACUGUUACAUCACGGACCCCCA